Messenger RNA from Oryzias melastigma (Indian medaka), 1561 nucleotides. It is a transcript of the gene ier5l, whose product is annotated as immediate early response 5-like. Bases 106 to 933 code for a protein of 275 amino acids. The record is from RefSeq and is a predicted model, not a curated record. The transcript has a single exon. Lineage: Eukaryota; Metazoa; Chordata; Actinopteri; Beloniformes; Adrianichthyidae.
GCAUCUGCAAAUGAUCGCUGGCUCCGAGAGUCCUGGAGCUACAGCCGAGGGUUCCUCUCAGAGCGGACUCCAGAACAAAACGAGCUCGGGAGAGGAGACGCAGCGAUGAUCAACACCAUGGAGUGCGCCGUGGACGCGCAGAGCCUCAUCUCCAUCUCCUUAAUGAAGAUCCACAACUCCAGGACGCAGAGGGGGGGCAUCAAGCUGCACAAGAACCUGCUCGUCUCCUACGUGCUGAGAAACGCCAGGCAGGUCUUCAUCAAGGAGAAGUACGCGGAGAUCUACCGGAUGCAGCAGUACGACGAGGUCAUGACGGUCAGCAACGAGAUCCAGCCGCUCGACCCGCUGGAGACGGAGGACGGCGCCGCGGAGGACGAGCAGCCGCGGGCAGCCUGCUGCAUGGAGGAGGCGAGCGCGCGCUGCCGGACCCCGUGCGCUCUGCCCGUCUGCGCGCCUCUGGAGGAGGAGAGCAAGGAGCCGCCGCCGUGCUACUACCGGAGCUGCUGCGAGGCUCCCCCCGCGUCCCCCUGCGAGCAGUUCCCCGCUCACUGCAGGAAGACCACGGUACUGGACCUGGACACGCAUGUGGUGACCACCGUGGAGAACGGCUUCCUCCACCAGGACUGCUGCUGCGACGCGCUGCAGUGCGCUCCGGGCGCGGAGUCCCUGGCCAAAAAGCGCAAGGUGGAGUUCGGUUCUUCCACAUCCGACGUGGAGGAAGUGUCGGACUUCUCUCACAAACGAGCCAAGCGCGAGGACUGCUGCUUUUCCGGCGCGGACUUCACGGACACUGCCAACAUCUCCAACCUGAUCUCCAUCUUCGGCUCCGGGUUCUCGGGGCUGCUGAGCAGACAGGCGGACCUGGAGCAGAUCUGUAGCAAACAGGCGCUGGCCAGUCUGGGCGCAUGGACGCGGGCCAUAGUGGCGUUCUGAGAGGGAACGGUUCUGAAGGAGACCGGGAUCCGGUGUGGACUCUGUUCCGGUAAAAUAAGGGAGAAGGACUACUCGUCAAAGUUUACAGGCGGCUCAUAUCUAGAAAUGGUUUUUGUUUUUCUAAUUUCCAUUCAGAAUCCUCGCACAGGUUUUUCUGAAGCCAAACCGGUUUGGAACAUGUGACGAAAUCCGUUUAUUGACCUCGUUUCUCUGCUCGGUGAUGCUUUAGCAGAAUCCUGAAAGCAUGGAAAAAAAGGGGUCCAAGUUCAACUUUUAAAAAUGAAUUAAAGGGUAACCAAACAAUAAAUCAACUUUUUUGGCUGUUGAUCUCUAUAAAUAAGACUGUGCUGUCUGUUGGCCUUUGCCUUUUUUUAAAAACUUUAAGAUAAACUUGUUUAAUUCUUGAAAUUAUGGUUAAAACCCGCCUGUGUGCUGCCCUCUACAGGUUAAAACAGGUAAUACAGUUGAAUUUUGUGAUUGGUCCACUGGUCUAGUCUCAGAAGAUUCAUGUCAUCAUGCUCUGUAGGGCUGCCACGAUUAGUCGACUAUUAAAAUAGUUGAUGACUAAUUUAAUAGUCGAUUAGUCGUUACUUUAUAUUAUAUGGAGUCAGAGUGUAGUAAAGUUGAA